This is a messenger RNA of Lactuca saligna, 1635 nucleotides long. The record is from the annotation of a GenBank genome assembly. Lineage: Eukaryota; Viridiplantae; Streptophyta; Magnoliopsida; Asterales; Asteraceae.
AUGAAGACCUUCUCCCCUUCUCUCCUUUAUCACCAUCUUCUCCUUUCCCUCCUAGUGAUCCUCCUCCAUGCCCGGCAAUGUCCAGCUGCAGGUGGAUCAUGGUCCGUCCUCCUCCCAAGCAUUGGCAUCUCCGCCAUGCACAUGCAGCUGCUCCCUAACGAUCGUGUUGUAACAUAUGAUCGUACAGACUUUGGUGUCUCCAACAUCUCUCUUCCAAAUGGCAAAUGCCGCCCUAACUCAACAGAUUGCUCAGCCCACUCGGUGGAGUAUGAUGUUGGUUCCAAUACAGUACGUCCACUCAUGGUUUUAACUAAUGUGUGGUGUUCUUCAGGAACCCUAAUGCCAGAUGGCACCUUGAUCCAGACAGGUGGAUGGGCUGAUGGUUACCGGAGGGUGAGAACUUAUAAAUCAUGUAGCAAAUGCGAUUGGAAGGAGAUACCAGAUGGGUUGAAUCAACAGAGAUGGUAUGCCACCAAUCACUUGUUGCCGAACGGAAGACAAAUUAUCAUCGGAGGACGCCAGGCAUUUAAUUACGAAUUCUACCCCAAAAAGUCGGCUACUGAGAACUCUCCCAGCUUUCCAUUUUUGGUUCAGACUAAUGACCCAAAUGUUGAGAAUAACUUAUACCCUUUUGUAUUUCUCUAUCCUGAUGGAAAUUUGUUUGUUUUUGCCAAUAAUCGUGCAAUCUUAUUCGAUUACUCCAAGAACCAAGUUGUAAAGACAUACCCAACAAUACCCGGUGGUCAACCAAGGAACUACCCAAGCACGGGAUCUGCAGUACUGCUCCCUUUGCGGAUAAAAAAGGGGGAAAUAGAUGCUGUGGAAGUAUUGGUUUGUGGGGGUGCACCUACAGGAGCAUUUGUUAAUGCAAAUAAUGGAAAAUUUGAUGGAGCUCUUGAUACUUGUGGGAGGAUCAAAAUAUCGGAUCCAAAUCCACAAUGGGUCAUGGAGACCAUGCCUAUGGCUCGAGUGAUGGGUGACAUGUUGUUGCUUCCCAAUGGCCAUGUUUUGAUCAUCAAUGGUGCAUCAGCUGGAGUUGCAGGGUGGGAACUUGGGAGGAACCCUGUUCUUAGCCCUGUGAUUUAUACACCUGAUAACCAAAUCGGGUCUCGAUUCGAGGUGCAAAAUCCAAGCACAAAACCUAGAGUUUACCAUUCCACAGCGGUUCUACUACGAGAUGGUCGUGUUCUUGUUGGUGGAAGCAAUCCUCAUGAUAAAUAUGUCUUCACAAAUGUUCUUUACCCAACUGAAUUGAGUCUGGAGGCCUUUUCGCCUUCUUAUUUGGAAUCAAACUCGUCUUCUAUGCGACCGAGGAUAAUCUCACCCAAGAACAAAUCCAAUAUACGCUAUGGAAAGAGGGUGGCUAUUACAUUCACGGUUUCAGGCCCAGUGGACCUAAAAUUGGUCACUGUGACAUUGAUGUCACCUUCAUUUAACACCCACUCGUUUUCUAUGAAUCAAAGGUUGCUGGUGCUUGACAGCGCCAACUCCGCCAAGGCUGUCGGAAAGUCGACUUAUAAAGUUGGUGUGGUGGCGCCUCCAUCUGGUAACAUUGCACCGGCUGGGAAUUAUAUGUUGUUUGUGGUUCAUAAAGACAUUCCAAGUCCGGGAAUCUGGGUCCAAAUCCGGAGAUGA